This is a messenger RNA of Knipowitschia caucasica, 4449 nucleotides long. NCBI's taxonomy places the organism in Eukaryota, Metazoa, Chordata, Actinopteri, Gobiiformes, Gobiidae. The record is from the annotation of a GenBank genome assembly.
AUGGAAGUUUUUCGCUACUUAUCAUAUGCUGAUCAAGUGCAGAACUUGAACAGAAGAAUGGCUGAAACUCAGACACUCAACUUUGGACCAGAAUGGCUCCGUGCCCUGUCUGGAGGAGGUGGGGGCAAUGGUGGAGGUGGAAGCAGCAACUCUGUCUCUUCACCUCCACUUUCACCUGCUUUGCCAAAGUACAAACUUGCAGACUAUCGUUACGGGAGAGAAGAAAUGUUAGCACUUUAUGUAAAGGAUAACAAAAUUCCUAUAGAUUUACAUGACAAGGAGUUUCUUCCAAUCUUGCAAGAGGACCCUUUACCCCCUCUGGCACUUGUGUCUUUUACAGAGGAGGAGCAGAGAAAUUUUUCCAUGUCUGUAAACAGUGCAGCUGUCCUUCGGCUGACAGGACGUGGAAGUGGUCCGAUAGUGGGGGCACCGAGAGGUCGAAGUACAUCAAGGGGCAGAGGUCGAGGACGAGGUGACGGAGGGUUUUACCAAAGAAGUUUUGACGAUGUGGAAGGUUUUGGCCGCGGUGGGAGAGAGAUGCAUCGUUCUCAGAGUUGGGAAGAAAGGGCAGAUCGAAGGUUUGAGAAACCCGGCAGAAAAGAACCAGAUGCAGCUCCUGCACAUUUCCAGAUUAACCACAUCCGGGGGAACUAUGAGGAGGCGGGGACAGGCAUACCAAGGAAGCAUGACUUCAUACGUGCAGAGAGUGAGAACUGGCGCACUUCUCGUGAUGAUCAGAACGGUGAGGAUGAUGAGGGGGUUUGGCGCCUGGCAGGUUCUCGACGGGAAAAUGACCGGUGGUGCCCCCCAAGCCCAGACGGACCUCGGUCAGCUGGCUGGCGGGAACAUCCAGAUCAGCGCCGGCGUUUCCCAUUUGAUGCCAGGGAUGAGGAGCGUGGCUACAGAAGGCCACGGUCAGGCAGUGGAAGCCUGGAGGAUGAAAGGGACAGUCUCCCAGAAUGGUGUCUGGAGGAUGCAGAAGAGGAGGCUGGUACUUUUGACUCUUCGGGGGCAUUCUUAUCACUCAAAAAAGCCUCUAAAGAGCCAAUUAUGGAAGAAGCCGAGCUCGACUUUAGGCAAGAAGAGUCUGAGGAGAGCCUACAGGAGAAUGAGGGCCAGCCACAAGAGUCCAAAGAAGAAGCUGUGACCAAGAGGGAGACCAACCAAAAAGAAUUGUUGCAAGGAGCAGUACCUGCUACAUCACUAAAUUCUAUGCCCAUCUUGGAGCCACCUGCAGUCCACUCAUUAUCCCUGUCUAAAACUGCUAGAAGAGAGGAACUAGAGAGGCCAGCUGAGCGGGCAGACAGACUCCCUCCGCUUGAGCUUCCUCCGGAGCAAUGCAAAGUCCCUCUCCAGAUCCCCAUUUCCAACAGUAUGCGAGAGCCCAUUGCCAUCAGUCAUAUUUCCACAGUGAAAACAGAACAUCAAGUUUCCGUGCAUACUGUUCAACUAUCGCAGCAAAAACCGAUGGAGUGUCCUGUAGCAACAAACACAUCACUACCCUUCUCCUCUAAUAUAAUAACACAUAUUGGCAGGCCCACAACUGUGCCACAUGAAACGGAUGAAGAUGAGGGUCUGAAACACUUUGAGCAGGAAGCAGAAAAGAUGGUUGCAUAUCUACAGGAUGGGGUAGCAGAUGAUGAGAGACUUUCGGUCAAAAGCUCAGAAAAGCCUAAAACAUCAGGUCUUCCUUUGUCUCAUGAAGCUGCUUUGAAGUGGUUUUAUAAAGACCCACAAGGGGAAAUACAAGGUCCUUUCAAUAACCAAGAGAUGUCAGAGUGGUUCCAAGCUGGAUACUUCACCAUGUCACUACUAGUUAAAAGAGGUUGCGAUGAAACAUUUCAACCUUUGGGUGAGCUCAUGAAGAUAUGGGGAAGAGUGCCAUUCACUCCUGGCCCUGCUCCUCUUCCGGUUCAUGCUGAUGCUGACCAAGAGAGAUUGAAACGACAGCAGGAGAUUGGAGCUCUUUACCAAUUGCAACAGCUCCAAUAUCAAUACCUUCUCAGGCAGCAAUAUGCACAGGCCUUGGCCCAACAAAAAGCUGCUGCCCUCAGCUCUGCCCCCCUUCAGCAACAGCAACAGCACCAACAGCAGAUCAACCUCCUCCUACAGCAGUAUCAGGCUCUCAAGAUCAGGACAUCAGAAAAUCUCCUUCCUGCAGUCACACGCUCUUUGUCUGUACCAGACUCUGGUUCUGUGUGGGAAAUGCAAAGCACCUCAUCUCAGGCCACGUGUACACCAAACUUGCAACAAAGUGCUCCCAGCACAUGGGAUGGAAGCAGUGUUUGGGAUUUACCUAUAGAUUCAUUGGCACCGGCUCCCACAUUAGAGCAAAUGCAACAAGUGCAACAGCUAGAGAAGUCAAAAGCUGCUAAGUUGGAAAUGGAAAGGCGUGAAGCUGAACUGCGUGCUAAAAGGGAAGAAGAAGAAAGGAAACGACUGGAGGAAGCCCUGAGGGCCAGACAGGAGGAGGAACGCAAGCGGCUAGAAGAGGAGGAACUGGCAAGGAAAAAACAGGAGGAGUCAUUACGGAGGCUGCGAGAGCAAGAGGCUGCCCUCCGCAGGCAGAAAGAGGAGGAGGAAAGGCUUGCACAGGAAGAAGCUCUACGUCGCCUUGAGGAGAGACUGAGGGAGGAGGAAGAAAGAAAAAAACGGGAAGAGUUUUUACACCAACAAGAAGAGGAGCGCAGAAAGCAGGAAGAGCUUGAAACACUAAGAAGGCAUGAGGAGGAGAAGCGUGCCGAGGAGGAGGCUGCUGCUACACUGGUUCAGCAGCAACUGGAGGAGCAGAAGCUGCGUGAGCUAGAGGCUCAAAGGCAACAAGAACUACAGAGGCAGAGACGGCAACAGCAAGAGGCGCUGCGGCGACUGCAGCAACAGCAGCAGCAACAGCAGCUUGCACAGAUGAAGCUUCCAUCUUCCUCAAAAUGGGGCCAGCAGACAACAAGUUCUAUACACCAGAAUCAUAACACUCUGUCUCUAGCUGAGAUCCAAAAACUUGAAGAGGAAAGGGAACGUCUUGCUCAAGAAGAGCAACGUCGGCAGCAGCAGGAGCUCCUGAAGCUUCAGCAGCAGCAGGCUCUACUGCAGGCCACACAGCCUCAGGCCAAACUGUCAGGAUGGGGCACUGUGGCCAAACAGCCCGCAGCUACAAAGUCUCUGCUGGAGAUUCAGAUGGAGGAGGCUCAGCAGAUGAAGCAGCGAAAAGACCAGCACCCAUCCACUGUCACACCACCAACCAGAACUCAGAAUCGAACGACCACGCUGAGUAGCUCCGUGUGGGGUGCGGUGAACCCUUCUUCAAACUGGGGCUCAGACUCAAGCAGUAUCUGGGGAGAUGCCCACAUCUCAAACAUGGGCUUCUGGGAUGAGGCAAUAAAAGAGGUUUCUCAGCCGCCUCCAGAAACUAGAAAAAGCAAUGUUCCGAAAAACAAGGGAAAUGCCAACCUCAGUAAUUCUCUGAGUGCGCGAGCCAGCAAAAAAGUAGAGGAGGAGGAGAAACUACUUAAGUUGUUUCAAGGAGUGAAUAAAAGCCAAGACACCUUCAUGCAGUGGUGUGAGCAAACGUUGCACACUCUCAAUACAGCCAAUAACCUGGAUGUUCCUACGUUUGCUUCUUUUCUUAAAGAAGUAGACUCGCCAUAUGAGGUGCACGACUAUGUGAGGGCCUACUUGGGGGACACUCCUGAGGCCAAAGACUUUGCCAAGCAGUUUAUUGAACGUCGUGCCAAGCAGAAUAUGAAUCAAAGACCGGCUUCACAAAACCAGUCCUCUAAGCAGCAGCAGCCGCAGCAGCAGCAACAGCAGCAACAGCAGCAGCAGCAGCAGCAACAGGACUCUGUGUGGGGCAGCACGGGACCCUCUCUCUAUCAGUCUAAUCACAUGAGUGGUCAGCAGCAGCGUUUUGAAACAGUCUCCUCAGGGAAGAAGAAAAAGAAGCAGAAGAUGGUGCGAGCAGACCCCAGCCUUUUAGGUUUCUCUGUGAAUGCAUCAUCUGAAAGGCUGAAUAUGGGGGAAAUAGAGACUUUGGAGGACUUCUCUUCCAUGUUCUUCAAGUCCGUCAGGUUGACCACAUCUGAAUCCAAACCAGUCUUCACCAUGAUUCCAAGAAACCCUCUCUGCAGGAUGGCGCUUCUUGUUCUUCUGGGCUUCUUGGUGACCCUUGUUAAUACAGAGACGGUCGACCCCGCUCUGAUGUCCCGGGACAGUCAGGACACGUCUGGAGAUGACUUGCCUAGUGAGGUCUCCACAAAAGACCCAUUUCACGAAGCCACAGCGGGGCCAGUCACCUACGACUACGAGGACGCAACCCACUCCCCGACGCUGGAGGAGGAGGAAGACUUCCUGGGGCCGGGGGCCAUCACUGCCAUCGUGAUAGCAGUGUUCCUGGGAGCUUCUGUCCUUCUUGCCCUCAUCGUCAUAACCCUCCGAAAGUUCACAGCCUCCUAA